AUGGAACAGCUUUUUUUUGCUUUCGUCCUCAUUGGUACUACACUGGCUUGCCAACCAGUACCAGAACCUAUUUUAACUGGAAGAGGUGACGAAAUAACACAUGUGAUUAUAAUCACCGACCAGCCAUUUAAUCCAUCAAAAAUUAAUGAGUAUAGGGGCUAUUUUGCUCAAACAAAGAUUAGAGAUUAUUCAUGGUCUCUUGGACGCUUUUCAAACCUAGAAUAUACUAGUGCCGGUGGAUAUCUCGCCGUUAAAUUCACACUUAAGGAUAGUAUUUGCGAUUAUGUGGAAGAUUGGGUGAAUCGAAUCGUGCAGAGCUCCGAUCACUACAGAAGUGGAGAUGCUAGAUGCAUGGAAAUGACAACAACAACAACAACCACGACGACGACGACAACAACAACAACAACACCAACAACAACAACAACACCACCAACAACAACAACAACGACGACAACACCACCAGCAACAACGGCGAGCUUAUUCAAAGCUCUCCAACCAGCGCCACCACCUGUAUUUGCUGUACGAGGAUACGAUAUGGCGCAUGUGGUUAUAGCCAUCAACCAACCAUACGAUCCAUCAAAAAUUAUAGAAUAUAUGAGCUACUUCCCUCAAACAAAGAUUGAACAAUAUUCUCGGCAACUUGGAGACUUCAAAAACCUAGCAAACACUGCAGUCUCUGGCUAUUUCGGCUUUACAUUCAAUAUCGAUCAUUGUGUGAAACAGUGGGUGAAUCAAAUCGUACAGAGCUCCGAGUACUACACAAAAGGAGAGGUCACAUGCUUUCCCGAUUUAUACCCAGUGGAAACGACCCCAGUGGAAAGAACAGCAACAGCAACAAGCUCACCUAAAGUAAGUCCAGUUGCAUCAAUCUUCCUGCGUUGGAUAUAUACCAUGUGCAUCUACCGUACGGACCAAUAUAUGAAGAAGAACCACCAGUAG
Molecule: messenger RNA, 939 nt
Organism: Haemonchus placei
Lineage: Eukaryota; Metazoa; Nematoda; Chromadorea; Rhabditida; Trichostrongylidae
Source: the annotation of a GenBank genome assembly